UACGCGUUAAAAUUUAUGCUCGGAUCACAAAAUGAUAGCGUUCUAAAAGUGGAGCUGGCCAGUAUGUACGGCGUGGUGGCUGGCCAGAAGCACAGCAGGGGCAAGAGGGCGCAGCGGCACGACCAGAAUGCGGAAGCUAAAAAUCGUGGGAUCCGUGAGCGGCUCAUGGCAUACGUGAAGAAGCGGCUCAACCCUCAACCAGAGGACGAGUGCGAGGAGUCGGUGUGCGGCGGCGGCGCCGUGCGGCACCGGCCCGAGCCGCUGGGCGCGUUGGCGCAGUCCACGCGCUUCACCAAGCACGAGAUCAAGCUCAUGUACAGGGGCUUCAAACAGGAGUGCCCGUCGGGCGUGGUGGACGAGGAGGCCUUCAAGCACAUAUUCUCGCAAUUUUUCCCCCUGGGAGACGCCUCCCAGUACGCACACCUCGUGUUCAACACAAUCAAACACAAGCAGCACGGGAAAAUUAAUUUUGAGGAGUUCCUGGAGAUCCUGUCGCGAGUGGCUCGAGGAUCUGUCCAGGAGAAAUUGUCCUGGGUGUUCGCGCUGUACGACGUGGACGGGGAUGGGAGAAUCUCGCGCGCGGAGAUGCUGUCGGUGGUCCAGGCCAUAUACGAGUUGCUGGGUAGAGCUGCUGCCCCUCCGGUCCACAACACCGCCGCUAAAGACCACGUGGACAGAAUAUUCCAUCUUAUAGACACGAACGCGGACGGCGUGGUGACCCCCGACGAGCUGGCCAGCUGGUGCAGCCGCGACCCCGCCCUGCUGAGCUCCCUCGACACGCUCGACACCGUGUUGUGAUCCGCGCCCGCGCCCGAGCACUCCUCCGGCGCAUACAAUAGGUCGGACUCGGCGCAUGCGUCCUGCUCCACAGCGGCUGAUAACUGCGACUCGCCGCCGGCGGGUCCUCCUCCCCCUCUGCCAGUUACCUCUCCUCCUAUCUCUCCUCCUGUACAAGUUUUAAAGGAGACCGGGAAGCAGAGGCGAGCUUCGCAACCGCCGCCAGUCCCGGCGAGAGCAACGGCUACAGUUAAUGUAACAGAAGAAACAGCAUCGCGUAAGGCUAAACGGCGAGUCCGCCGCAUGUCCUCUCCACAACAGCCGCGGUGAAAACCUAACCUUAUUGUCUAGUAGAUAAGUACGAAAAUUCAAUAUCAAGGUACAACCUGCAAGGGGAAUUCUACUUAAUUGCGUGUAUUUAAGAAAGAGAUUUCAACUUCAGUGCUUUAUGUGAGCUACUUUAUACUACGAGUACAUAAUGCCUUUCAAUGACUUUAAGAAAUAAUUACUUUUAAGGAAAUCAGUGUGCUGAAUGUAUGUGACAUUGAAAACAAACAGAAGGGAAUGCAUUAACAAUUUGUUAAAGCAUAAGCUGCAAAUAUGCCACAAAAUGUUUUAUUACUCACCCGUAUAAUUAGGCGUUUUCUUCAAGCUGUUGAACUACAGUUGGGCUAUUUAUUCAUUAACAACAAUCGACAUCAUCCAUCACGCAGAGGUCGUUCACACGUCAUCGUGAGAACACCAAUUAUGUGGCAGAAGACACUUACGCGAUCUUUCAAUUUUGAUUUUUAACUAACUUGCCAAUAAGCUGCGUUAUGCGUCAUAUUUUAACUUUUUAUUAAAUUCGAAAUCGUUUAUUUUCAAAAAUUUCUAUUAAGUUAUUGUUUCGAAAACCUAGGUGCAUUUAUUUAUUUAUUUAAAAUCAUUUAAAAUAAAUGCAAAAUGCACAUCAUUAACAAAAUUUAAAGACAAUUCACGUGAACAAUUCCAAGGGAUAAAAUGUAAUAUUCGAUUUUCAUUAUUUUACAUCGUAUUCACAUACAUUCUGCAUAUUAUCAGAGACGAGCACGUUCAAUUACAUUGGUGUCGUCUAUAUAUACAAAUUUCGAACGAGUCUUGAAUAUUAUAAUAAACAAUUAUAAAUUAAAUUAAAUAAGUAAGUACGAAUCGAUUUAAAAAUCCAAAUGCUUUACUAAAUUACCACAAAUAUAAUAUUAUUAUGUGGUCUAGGUAUUACAACAGUGGUAAUGAACGUGGUACUGUAUAUGACGAUAAUCUUUGACAAGAUCCAUUGAAAAUUGUGGCAUAAUUAUAAUAGUAUUAUUAUUUAAUAGUAGUUGUUAUAAGGAAUUACUUAUUUCAAUGAAUGUACACGUAUCUGAGAAAACGAUAAGCAAUACUUCAGUAUUAAGAAUUUUUCAUGUACUUAUUUGAACAAUCUUUAGAGACGCUAGGACCUUGUCACCGUCAAUUGGAUCUUUCGAUUGCUUCGUAGCUUUAAUACUUCUAAAUACAUUUCAUGUGACAGGGAACCUAGAAUGAUAUGCGCAUGCAUGCUUAAGAUGCGAAGCAGAUGUUUCAUGUCGGACCUAGUCAUUGUACAGUAUAUCAAAAAAAGAAUUACAAAAAAGCUACAAAAAUUAUAUUUACGUUUGAUUCUGUGUUACAAGUGUUAAAUUCUGAAUUAUUUUUAAAUGAAUAUAAAUCAAAAUUGAUAAAUAAAUUAGCAUAAGAAAAAAUUUAUUAAAUUCCAAUUAAUUCCUUUAGCUUUUUUCCUGUAUAGUGUACACUGACUAGAUCUUAUAAUCUAGACAUUUCUCUCCUUUAGAGUAAACUUCAAUUGUUGCUUCCUUCAAAAUCUAUCGAUUAGUUUUAAGACACUUUGAUAAAUCUAAUGUAGAAUAAGUACAACUUAAAGAGGCCAAUUUAAAAGUGCUAUCUACACAUGUUGGAGAAUGCAAAUAUUUUAAAAAACAGCACAAUAUUUUUAAAAUAUAUAUAUAUAAAAAAAGAAACAUAUCUGCACCUGAACAUAAGAUUGAUAUUUCACAUGCGUUGAAACACGUAUAUUAAAUUAUUUAUCAUUAUAUAUUUCGUUCAAUACAAAAUAUAUCACCAUCAUCAUUAUAUCAGACUUUAACUAUCCACUGCUGAACAUAAGCCUUC
Galleria mellonella (greater wax moth) is the source of this 2943-nucleotide messenger RNA. Its product is annotated as Kv channel-interacting protein 1-like. Bases 16 to 798 code for a protein of 260 amino acids. The transcript is spliced from 10 exons. Gene Ontology annotation, molecular function: calcium ion binding. The record is from RefSeq and is a predicted model, not a curated record. NCBI's taxonomy places the organism in Eukaryota, Metazoa, Arthropoda, Insecta, Lepidoptera, Pyralidae.